Molecule: messenger RNA, 2229 nt
Organism: Penicillium diatomitis
Lineage: Eukaryota; Fungi; Ascomycota; Eurotiomycetes; Eurotiales; Aspergillaceae
Product: ASCC2 family CUE domain-containing protein
Exons: 1
Coding region: 1-2229 (742 amino acids)
Molecular function (GO): ubiquitin binding
Source: RefSeq, a predicted model, not a curated record
AUGGUUCACUUUCCAAGUUAUUUCUCAGUGAAUGUCCAAUACCCGAGUCCGUUGGCUUGCACUUCGAUUCUUGCUUCAAGUCUUACUUGUGUCACUUUAAAUUUAUAUCUGGCUGCAGGAGCCGUGUUCAAUGGUGGCAUUCCCGCCGCUAGCUCCAGUGCCCUCCCCGCGGUGCGGAGGGCUAUUCCUUCGAGUGAUUGGGAUGCUUGCCUAGAUGCAUGGACGACGUUACUUGCAAUUCGGCUCAAUUCUGCCGAGCAGAAGUUCCAAGACUUAGCAGUCGAAGACUCGUCAAUAGCGUCAUUCUUGGAUUCAUUCUAUCAACAUGCGGCCGUCGGUGACUCUGGUCUACAGUCUGGACCCAAAGCUCGACAACUGCGGAAGCUUUGCUUUCUUACGACAAGGCGAUAUCUACUCAGUCUUUCUUCCCCACCUGAAAGUCUUUUGAGCUGGCGAUUGCUUGGCAACAUUUGUUGCUGCUACCCUGCCAGUACUGCAUUGAAGACAACUUUAUCAGCCGCGUGGGACCUGCAUGACCAGGAGAUAUCGUCCAGCAUAGAGCAAGCAAAACUCCAUGUAAUCAGCAACCUGACUUCGGGAGCCGCUUCGCUCUCUUCUGACACAAUUUCCGAUGUCCGACGUUUGACAAUCCUGGUUUCGGCUCUUCCGGAAUGUGGCCAAAGCCUGAUGGCUGGGUCUGAUUAUAUCGAUGCGUUGAAUGAAGCGUACCAAAUCAUGGCGAGCCAUGAAGAGCUUCGAAAAAUUCUUGUCGCUAACAUCUAUGUCGGUCUAAUCUCCUUGAUGAAAGAGACCACUAAUAACAUGUCUCUUUUGCUGGACCAGCUCUUCAGCCUCAAGGCGAGUGCAGGAGUGGGCACCUCUGCAGCGAAAAUGGGGCCCAAUCUGAUAUCAGAUCUCAUAUGUAGCUCAGACCUACUACAGCGCCUAGAAAAGUACCUCGCAGGGCGUCCACAGAAACGAGGCCACGAUCUACUCGUUCUUCUGCGUGACUAUCAAAAGGAGAUGAAUCCAUUUCACAAUAGAUAUCAAAGACGCAAAAGACUGGACAAAGGGAAACAAGCAGCAGGCGUUCCCACCGUCCCAGACGAGCUACAUGCUCACAGAAUGUCGCUCGUCUCCCAAGUCCAAGACUUGUUCCCGGACCUCGGCUCGGCCUUCAUUGUGAGAUUGCUGGACACCUACAGAGACAACCCGGAGACUGUUAUCGCGCAUCUUUUAGACGAAUCUUUACCACCGGAGCUUCAAUCUCUUGACCGAUCUGAACGGCUUCCGCCUAUGGCAGAACCUCACCAGGACCAUCUCCAACCACGGGCAACACCGCCUGCCAUUAACUCGCCGCUUCAAGAACCGGUUCCGCCGCGCAAAAACGUCUUCGACAACGAUGUUGAUCUUGCGGAGCUCAGCCUUUCCGGCGCAGCUGAAGGAAAGGUUCGAUUCGGGCGUGCGAAUCCCGAGCUCACUGCAGACGAAGUCCUUGCAGAUCGCAGCAAACAUGCAAUCAACAAGGCAGCUAUUCUUUCCGCAUUGGCUACUUUCGAUUCUGACGAUGACGAAAGAGAUGACACUUAUGACGUUGCAGACGUCGGUGGUACCGUAGACAGUGCCACCGCAGGCACGGACGCAGAGGCCGAGGCGGUUGCGCGAAACCAGAAGUUGGCGGCUGAUCAGCUUGAUUUGACUCUUCUUCGAGCUUACAAGUCCAACCCCGCCAUAUUCGCACGAGACUCGGCGACUCGUCGCUCUCAGCCCCGCCUGGCACUCAAACGCGAGACUACUAUGACUGAUGAGGCUAUCGAAGGAUGGGCGGUCAUGCUUUCGCGAGAUCCGAAGCGUCUGUCCAAGCUGGAGAAUAAGCUUACCGAUGAGUUGGGUGGAGGUGGCAGUAGGUCUUUGAAUCAGCCUGAACUUGCGCCAACCUCGUAUCGAAAACCCCAAUCUAUCGAGGAGAGUUCUGACGGAGAAGGGGAAUCAUCCGGACCAGGAGGCGGACGUGGUGGAAGAGGUGGCCGUGGGCGCGGCGUACCUGGCAGGGGUCGAGGCCGAGGCGGCCGAGGAGGCGGCCGCCCACCUCAAUCUGGCGAGUCUGGUCAGCAAAACAGCCCCAUUGCGCAUCAGCGAAAGGAGCAAAAUAAGGCUAGUCGGGCGAACCACAAUCGUCGUCAACAACGAGCAAAAAAGAUUGCGCGUGUUGGGGGUCUACCGGGUUGA